UAAUUAAUCCCUUAACAGCAUCGCCGGCGAGAGAAACCUAGCUAUCGAGUCAUGUCCACCUUUAGCGGCGACGAGGUCGCCCCGUUCUUCGGCUUCCUCGGCGCCGCCGCCGCCGCCCUCGUCUUCUCCUGCAUGGGGGCGGCGUACGGGACGGCUCGGAGCGGCGUGGGGGUGGCGAGCAUGGGGGUGAGGCGGCCGGAGCUGGUGAUGAAGUCCAUCGUGCCGGUGGUGAUGGCGGGGGUGCUCGGCAUCUACGGGCUCAUCAUCGCCGUCAUCGUCAGCACGGGCAUCAACCCCAUGGCGCAGCCCUACUUGCUGUUCGACGGCUACGCGCACCUGGCGGCGGGGCUCUCGACGGGGCUCUGCUCCCUCGCCGCCGGGCUGGCCAUCGGGGUGGUCGGCGACGCCGGCGUCAGGGCGAACGCGCAGCAGCCGAAGCUGUUCGUCAGCAUGAUCCUCAUCCUCAUCUUCGCCGAGGCGCUCGCGCUCUACGGCCUCAUCGUCGGCAUCAUCCUCGCCUCCCGCGCCGGCCAGUCGCGCAACAAUUAGUUAGGAGUAUAGUCUCAUCUAGUUCGUGAUCCUCUUGUGCAUUGCCGUGUACAAUAUUUUCAUCCAUGAUCCUCUUGUGCAUUGCUGUUCUACUACUAGCUUUAUUCUUCCAUCAAAUCAACUACUUAUUAUGGAAUAUAGUUAUCAUACAUUUCUAUCUAUAGUUAUUUCGAC
Molecule: messenger RNA, 723 nt
Organism: Oryza brachyantha (malo sina)
Lineage: Eukaryota; Viridiplantae; Streptophyta; Magnoliopsida; Poales; Poaceae
Product: V-type proton ATPase 16 kDa proteolipid subunit-like
Exons: 2
Coding region: 52-549 (165 amino acids)
Biological process (GO): proton transmembrane transport
Cellular component (GO): proton-transporting V-type ATPase, V0 domain
Molecular function (GO): proton-transporting ATPase activity, rotational mechanism
Source: RefSeq, a predicted model, not a curated record